AUGGAAUUCGAAACAGAGAAAUGUUGCGACAUCAUGUACGUCAUCGGUAUUGCUCCACCACCUUACAAUCUGUAUAACUACCAAGGUUACAUGCAGCGUACGUUCCAAUUUGCAAGCGAAAAUGAUGUCAUUAUGAAUUUUACAUCGGACGGCGUUGUUCAAGGUGUUGGAUUCAAUGGUACCGUAUAUAACAUCGACUGUGCUUGCAAUUCUGGUACCAGCCAACUGCACCAAAACAACACGUUGCUUCAAAUAAACUCCCCUGGACUCCUUUCUGGUGCUCCCACCUAUUGCCCAAAUCUCAACUGUUCGUGGACUGUCCAAUUUCCAAAUGACUACGAGGUCGUUCUCAACGUAUCUAUGGUCCAACUUCGGGCAGUUUCACAGUUCGAUCAGCUUGCCGUAAAGGAUAAUUUUGGAAGGACAAUUUUAACGACAAAUUCCACGAUAUACUAUGGUCAACGGAAGUUCGUUUUUACAUCUGGGCAAUUUCUCGUCAACUUCCUUUCUUCACCAAUUACUUUCUUCCCACCUCAAAACGCUCAGCCAGGUUUUCUCCUCGACAUGAUGCUUGUCAAAAAGACAAUACGAAGAACUAGCAUCAGAUUCUCGGACGAGUACUUUAUGGCAGAUAUCUCAACCAGGGAUUUUGCCGGGGGAAUAAACGCUACCUAUGAAUAUCUAAUCACUGCAAGGCCAGGAAGACAGGUUAAUGUCCAUUUUUUCACUCCCUUGUAUGGCAUCGUUAUUAUACAGAUCUACGAUGGCACCGAUACAGCUUCAAAGAUGAUAGACACUAGUUUUCUCUUUGAUAAUGACACAGUUGUGGAUGGUAUUCCUUUGUCGGUGAGCUCAACUGGACAAAGCCUUUUGAUUCAAAUUAGACCCAACUUGUACAACAACAACGACAAGCUAGAUUUUCAGGCAAUGACUACAGACUGGGUUCAAGGUGAGUGAGC
Strongylus vulgaris is the source of this 959-nucleotide messenger RNA. The record is from the annotation of a GenBank genome assembly. Lineage: Eukaryota; Metazoa; Nematoda; Chromadorea; Rhabditida; Strongylidae.